AGCCUCACGAGGCAUGGAGCUUAUCACUGCAAGGUUUGCAAAAGGGAUCUUGGGAGUGCAGACGCUUACAGGACUCACAUGGCUGGUGUGAAACAUCGCCAACAGUAUAUCCUCAGAAAGAUUCGAAAAUCACUCCAGAAACCGGAGCUUAUCUUUGACAAACACGGGAUAAAACUCACUUCAGAUCCAAUUGCAGACGAAAGUGGAGUGAUAGAAUUAAUAGUUGAGAGCGGGAAAUAUGGCCAGAUAGUGCUGAUCAUAGAAAACGUCAGCGACGAGAUAAUCACUCUGAAGCACAUAACUCUACUAUGGAGCAUUAAUUUCUUUGAUUACUCGGAGAUUUCCCGCAUUGGACCUUCUGAGGGUCAGCUCUUUCCAGGUUGCCAAAGAAGGUUCAGGAUCGGUUGUAAACGCCGCAGGGAAUAUGGCUAUUCCUACGUUCCUGGUGUACUCACGUUUGAGACUGAAGACGGCAUGGAGGAAUUUUACACCCUCAGGUUUUUGUCCGUACGCAUCGUUAGCGACUUGUACGAUGAUUUGAAGCAGACUUCCGAGUACAGACUUCCCCAGCGGGCACCAGAGAUUCCCAGGGAUGUCGUGACCACGCGAGGCAUACCUCUUCCACCGUAAGUUCAAUUAAAAACCCCUGAGUGAAAUGCAUCGCCAGUAAGAAAGGGUUUAAGUGGGGAAAUUUGACGAUUUUCGAAUAAAUUCGCUUGACGAGCUACUAAAUUUAAGCCAUCAAUCUAAAUGGCAGUCACCAUCUCAUAAACAAGGAAAUGAGCAGUCGGACCCGGAAGUCAAGAGAGCUGGAAGUCUACCAUGAGAAGCCGAGAAAAGAGAGAGCUGG
This is a messenger RNA of Orbicella faveolata, 850 nucleotides long. RefSeq lists its product as uncharacterized. The record is from RefSeq and is a predicted model, not a curated record. NCBI's taxonomy places the organism in Eukaryota, Metazoa, Cnidaria, Anthozoa, Scleractinia, Merulinidae.